UUUAAGGAGAGUGUAGUGUAACCGACGAUGCUCCACAAAAAUAACCAUAGAACGAUGUUAAUUCAUCACUCUGGCGAACAGUCAAUAUUGUUUCGGGUUGGUCAUUUAUGAUGAUGCGAAAUGAAAUUAAUCUGCGCACGAAUAAAUCCGAAUACAAACCAGGAGAAGAAAUAUAUGGAGUAGUGUACUUGAAAAUCUCAUCACCAACAUGUGGACAAGGUGUUAGGCUGACAUUUUAUGGUUGUGAGAAAUAUGAGUAUGAAUACAAACGCAUUCUGGAUGAUGAGCGUGUGCAGAAGUACACAGAGUACCGAGAAUACAUGAACUAUAAUGAGGUCCUUCAUAAGGAUGAUGAGCCAUUGGUGCUGGGGAAGACUUUAUUUCCAUUCAAAAUACCAUUGUCUUCAGAGAUCCCAGGCACAUUUGAAGCUUCCAAAGAGAAUGAUGAAAUCCGAUGGCGUGCCACAGUUGAAUACAAACUUGAGGUGGCUGUGAUAGGGGCAGAACAUCUGUUGAAGGACAAGAAAGAACUGAAAGUGCAGCAUAACCUUCCCCCGGGACUUAAGUGCACAGAUUUCCCAUCAACAUACACUGUCACAUUAAAGAUAACUACAGCUUUGAUAUUCUCCUCAGAACUUGCAGUGACUUGCAGGUUGUGUGAGAAUGUGAAUCGCAGUGGAGAGAAUCUCAAGUUACGUCUCAUUAUCACCAACAACACUAGUGUCCGAGUAAAGGACAUGAAAAUACAGCUGCUGAGAUCCCUGACACUUGUGGGUAAGAGAUCCAGUCCUCAGUUGCCUAGAGACGACCCUGCUGUUGCCAUGUUGGAUGAUAACAAGAUCCAGAUCACCUUAGAAACCAGGACAUCCACAAUCAAGCAGCAAUAUAUCGACAUGACUUCUUACCAGUCAGGACUGGACAAUAUAGAGGUGCCUUUGAAGGAUUUGGAAAAUAAACCUUUACCACCAACAGUGAAUGGACAGCACAUACAAUGCUCCUAUGAAGUACAUCUGGUGUUUGGACUGUCCAAUGGUAACAGUGUGGAUCUCUACAUUCCUGUGCCCAUAAUACUGCCUGCAAAGUGUAAAAAUUGGUCCAGUUGGAGAUGUCCUGACUGGGUUCACUAUGACAGGGAUUGCGUCAACAUCCACCACUCAACAUGUGUUCUUGGAGUUCCAGAAAAGGUUCUCUCCAGUCCUGCAUUCUCUGGUAUCCCAGGACUCAACCCGGAAUGACAACACAUCACUCUGUGAUUUAUCUGCUCCCAUUCCUUGUGGGGCAGUCUAACAGACUCGCAGUUCAGACAGGCACAUUCCACGUCUUGACUCGAUAAGAGCCUUGUGUAGAGCCAGCCUUUCACUCCAAGGGAUGCAAGACUCAGUUUGAUGCACUUUACAGAUAUAUAUAUCCAUUUUGUAAAUGUGUCUAAAGGUUUUCUAUAUCGGCCAAAAUUAUAGUGUGAUGGCCUUACUAGCAAGUCAAGAACAAUAAAAGAUGGACAUAUUGAUGACAAAUUUAUGGGCUCACAUGCUUAUAGGGGAAACAUUUGUGUUUUAUAAAUGUCAACAAAUAUGCUUUAAGCAGUCAUUGAUCUAUGCAUUUAUAAGUUUUAAUCAGUUUGCUCGUAGGCAUGUAUUGGGUUAAACAAUAAGCAUUAAAAACUUUAUAAGAAAGUAUACAUUAGUGAUUGUGUUCAUAUGGUAUCGAUAUAAAAUUUCUUUUAAAGUUAUUGACUUGAAAUCUGCAAGUUAGAAACGGAUGAAAACAACCCAGAACUAUUUUGGGAAAAUGUUUGUGUGUGUUUUUUACUACCAGAUUAAAUCUACCUUGUUUGAUAAAAGUUUCUUGUUUGUUGAAAUACAUUAUGAAAAUAUACACCUUUGUAAAUAAAUGUCUUCUGAUAGUAUUGAUAUUUUUAAUUAUUUGUAUACAGUUCCAGGUGAUUUUUAUAUUUAUUUAACAUUUAUGUUUGGAAUACAGAUUUAUGAUUGUUCUUUAUCUGCAAUAGUUAUUGUGUUAUGUUUUAGAGUGUGUCAAAUGAAAAGUGUUUCUGGAAUGAUAUCCUUUAUUUUGCAUUUAAACCAUUUAUUUA
Messenger RNA from Dreissena polymorpha, 2092 nucleotides. RefSeq lists its product as uncharacterized. The record is from RefSeq and is a predicted model, not a curated record. Lineage: Eukaryota; Metazoa; Mollusca; Bivalvia; Myida; Dreissenidae. Gene Ontology annotation, biological process: protein transport. The coding region runs from base 108 to 1235 and encodes 375 amino acids. The transcript has 12 exons. Gene Ontology annotation, cellular component: cytoplasm.